Messenger RNA from Fomitopsis serialis, 6284 nucleotides. RefSeq names its product ARM repeat-containing protein. Lineage: Eukaryota; Fungi; Basidiomycota; Agaricomycetes; Polyporales; Fomitopsidaceae. Gene Ontology annotation, molecular function: proteasome binding; peptidase activator activity. The record is from RefSeq and is a predicted model, not a curated record. Gene Ontology annotation, biological process: proteasomal ubiquitin-independent protein catabolic process. Gene Ontology annotation, cellular component: nucleus; cytosol. The coding region runs from base 143 to 5914 and encodes 1923 amino acids. The transcript has 41 exons.
CUGCAACCCACCUCAUCACCCAGCGCCGCGUCACCACCAGGACACGCAAGCCACCCCGGGACUCGCAAGCCAUCCGUCCGACACAUAUAUAAGCCCUCCGUCGCAAGACUUAUUGCCGCCAGUCCUCGCUAUUGGCCCCGCCAUGGAGGACGACGACCUUUCCCUGUACGAGUCCCCCACCUGGGACUCGGGCACCCUAACACCUGGCCAGUCUGCCUUCGAGCGGCACAAAGCCUCCCUCCAGACCCUCCUCGACUGGCUGCCAUACGAAUGCGAGUCCGUCGAGGACAUGCAAACUAAACUCGAAUAUAUUGUUUCACGCCUCACCAUUUGUGCGGAAAGCAGAAAUUGGCUUGCCCUCACAACGUGGGACGGGAUUCUGCAAUGUUGGCUCCUCAUGCAUUACCCGAUGCCUAAACCUAUGCGCAUCAAGCUUGUGCACUUCUACUACGAGCUGUGUCUCAUCCCUGGCAUAGAGUCUCGCGUGGUGCGCAGCUGGGCAGAUAUACUCUCACGUCUGCUCGCCAAUAAGCCGGACCAGAGACGCAAGCUGGAAACUACAGACCUUCAACUCUCUUGGAGGCCCUUGUGGCGCGUACUACAGAAAGAGCUCUGGCCAAAGAGACGGCUGCAGGACUCCUCCCGUAACAUGAUCAACAUUCUGCUGUUUGUGGCGGAACAAUCCAAGCGUUACUAUCCAGCGGGCGAAAUCCCCGAGAUGAUGGCUGCGUUCUUGCCUCUACUGACGAAAGACUCUGUCCUAACAAUCAUGCCAGUCAUGACGUCCUUCCUCCCGCCCACACACAGCCAUCUCUACCUACCAUCUCUGUUCAAGAUCUGGGAGGCGUUCAACUCGUCUGUUAUCGACGAUAGAAUGAUCGAUCUGUGUGGAAGUCUUUCGGAAGAACAUGUCGCUGGUAAGGCUGGAGACGCAGAAGGCGGCGCAGCAUGGCAAGACAUAGGUAUCUGGACCGAACCGCAGUUCCAAUUCCUCGCUGGCAAGGCUUUGAACUCCAUGCAUGUUCCCGUGGGAGGAAGCAAGGGUGCGAGCACAACUGCGAUGCACGCGGAUCUUUAUGGGGACAAGAACGCGUUCAGAAUCAAGAAACCUAUCAACAGGGCCAACGGUCUGGCCAAGCUCUUCGUAUUCUCAAUGUGUCUCGACGGACCUGUUCGCGAAGAAACUGGAGAAAUGAAGCAGGGACAACACUUCUCUCCCCAGCCCACUGGCUACCUCGCUGGGUCAAAAGCUCUCGACUACCUGGACAAGAUGAUCACCAGCACGGAGACCUACUUCCAUCCUUCAAAUCACGGCAUCUGGAGUUUGAUCCUGACGAUGUUCCUACAUCGUCUUACCGCGGAGUUUUCGAAGCGAUGGCAGGAGGAGCAAGAGCCGACCUGCAAGACGCCCGUUACUCGUCGCCUGACCUUUGACAUGCGUCACGCCUUUGUCACCACGCUACGAACGGCCGCUCUUCUAUCUAUGUUCUCCAAGGACCCUUUCACCAUGGGUUAUGCGCAAGCGUCUCUUCGCUCGCUCGCCUUCAUCGAGCCGAAGUUGAUUAUGCCGGAUCUACUCGAGCGAGCGUACAAUGGCCUCGAGGUGGUCAAUGAGACUCAUCGCACGACGGCAGUCUUGACAAUGUUGGCAGGUGUCGCGCACCCCUUGGUUUGCGAGAAAGCAUGGUUAGGCGGUCAAAAGCACGUGGUUCCCCUUCUGGAACUCUGUAUCCCGGGCAUUGACCUCAACGACCACAUCAAGACCGUCUGCGCUUGCAUGUUUAUCUCUUCGGUCGUCCAACACAUCAGAAUUGGCGAUGUCUCGAUGCAUUCAGCCGGCGUCCCGCUCACAGACGACGCUGCCGCCGGAGAAAUGAUGGACGUCGAUCAUGCUGCGGGCAGUCAACUACCGGAUCGUGCUGUCGGUGCCGGGGCACCGAUUAUGAACAAGGAGGAGGAACGUGCUGCCGCAAGAGAGAGCACCACUGCUUUUGCGGAUUGGGUAACUGCGCUAUUCAGGCGAGUGCUCGCGCUGUACGAAAAUCUACCUGAAGAAGGCGGACGGCGAGCCACCACCGGAGGCAAGAUGGAAGAAAGUGUUCUUAGCGCCACCAAGAACAUGUUGGAUAUUGUCUGCUUACACCUCUCGGACGCACUCUUCGAUCUCGUCCUGAAGUUGGUCUAUGAUUACGCCACCACGAACGCGAAGGCAAACGCUGUCAGAGCGUUCGGUCAAAUGAUCUCGUGCCUGUCCAGAGCGCAACCUGAGAAAACAGUGGCGAAGUUCCUGCCGUUCUGCAUAGAUCAAAUCAAGGAGGAAUUGAGGCACGGCGCAUCCGGUGUACGCACGACCUCGGUUCAUACGCCCACCCCUUCCGAUACGACUUUGCAUUGGAACAUCUCAAUCCUCCGCGGAUGCUUUGCUUAUGGAGGCGUAGUGCUUCUAAAGUACAAACCUGAAAUUCUCGCCCUUACCUCACUACUGGUUGAGAAGACCAAGAGCGAGCGUGGUUACAGCAGCAGCGGCCGGUUGCUCAACCGGAUCCUCUCUACCUUGACAACCGUGUAUCCUGUGAACAAUCGUUGCGUCAACACGAAGGACUGGAACAGAGCAGAAUUUGAUCAGAUCCACUUGAAGUAUUGGGGAACAUUGUACGACCCGCAAGACGCAGAGAUUGAAUGGCACGUGCCGUCCUCGGAUGAAAUUGCUUUCGCCCUGGAGAUCGUAGACAAGAUCUCCUCCCUCGCUCUGAGCAAAGUGGAGGCUCUCGCCAAAGUUGCAGACAACUGGGAUGAGGUGGCACGGAAUGACUUCUGCCGAUACCUCUGCGCACUCAGAUCAAUGUGGAGCGGAUUAUCGACACUAAUUCAAGAGGGUCCAAAGGAUGUUGUGAAACCUUGUCUCAACGCUGAGUGCGAGUUACCAGAGCUUCUUGUGACGUCGUUGGACGUGAAGUGUGGUUUCGCGUUGACCGACAUGAAGGAUCCGCAAUACCAGAAAGCUCUGUCAUUGAGGACGAGAUACGGGGAGGUCAUACAUGGGGCUUCUGUUGCACUGCGGCAGUUGAAGGGAGGAGAUGACCAUCUCGAUGCCCUCGUCGGCCUAUCGAAGUCAAUAGACGUCUAUCUCCUCGAUUAUGCGAUGACGCGCUCGACUUUCGAUUCUUUACGCAAGGCAUACAUUCAGUCACGGGACGCGACACGCAUGUGGUCUCGACAACGGUCAAGUCCAAGGAUGGUCCUGAUCAGGCGGGCGCAUGCUUACCACGCGGGGCGUGUAUACAUGCACGCACUAUACCGGCGACGUUCCCAACUAGAUGAUCACUUGCUCCAAGAUCUAGUUGAGAUGUCAUUGUCCCCUUACUUGAGAUUGCGGAAACACGCCCAGGCAGUUCUGUACAAUGCAUGCGGCUAUUUUGUACGAUCCACGAGGUUGUGCCUACCCCAUUUCUUUGGGGCUCUUGCGAAGGGAACAGAUCCGGACCGUAUGAAAGGCGCUUUGCAUGUCCUCUGGAAUAAAGGCAUAGCUUCGUAUGCUCUGGCCGAUAUCGAUCACUUUGGUCAAUAUUUGCUGUCUGUGCUAGAUUGCCAACAUCAAGAGAAGCCUUCAAUCCAGAAGAUACUGGGCAACUUGGCACAAGACGCAACAGCAUACCUCUCCGAAGAUGCAAUCCAUACUGAGACUUGCCUGGAAGAUCACGCUGGAGUCGUCAAGGCUGUGGCUGAGAUCAAGCAGGAAUGUGAUCUUUCGCCAGAUCAUCAGAGCCUGUCGCUGCGCGCCGCCGAGAAGCAGCGAGCGCGCACUGGACUUCGCAACAAGAGACAUGCUGACACCGUCUCCACGAUUCUUGACAUCGCUACGCGACCGACAACCCAUUGGCGAUACGUCGAAAUGGCGACACAAUUUCUCUACCAUCUCCUGAGAAGGGAUACCAGUCCGGCUCCUGAGCUUGCUAGUUUCUUCGUGGCCAAGUCUGUCGAUCCUCACCCUACGACGCGGCAUAUCGCCCAAAAGGCGGUUGUCCGAUUAACAUAUCACGUCAAGAUACGGACAUACGCUCAGUCAAAUGACGACUUGUGGCUGGAUGAAUGGCGUAGUCCGCUGCAGACCGAUAUCUCCAUCGCGGAUCCAGCUGCUUUCCUGUCAAGUCAAGAACAAAUAGUACAAGCAGGCAGCCAAGAACGGUCGACGUAUGUGGAUAAGAUUCCUACAGGAUUCGUUGUGUGGCCAUCAACCUUGAAAGCUUACCGAGUUGUUCCCGAGGGCGAAGCGCCAUUUUCGUGGGACACGUCCUCAAUAGCUGCUCUACAAAGCAUGAAAGAUGCUCUACGCGAAAGUGACUUUGUUACCAACUUGGUCUCACGGUGGUCUCAGGAGUCGAGCAAGAACAUCGGUUCACCGGAGCUCAGAGUAGACAACGUCACAUAUAUGAAGUCACUUGCCAAGAUGUUCCAACACGAGUUGCUCGAGCUCAUACUUCCUGCUAUCGAACCCAUGCUCAAGGAUGCUGAUCGCUUCAAGCAACGUGCAGGUGCCGAGAUGCUCAUCGGUCUGCUGAGAGGCUCGAAGCACUGGCCGAAACAGUGGCGCGAUCAGUUAUGGGGUUGGUUCAUGUCCCAGAUACAAGCUAUCCACAACAGCAUCAGACCGGAUACUUUGUCCUUCUGGGAUGCAGCGUUCAACGAGCUGCUGAUGGAAAGAGACCCAUGGCGAGCUGAGCCUUUCAUCAAGUGGAUACUUUCAUUACCUCUGGAUUUCCAUGGCGAUUCCACUUUUGCUAUGACCAAAUCCUUGAUCCUUUUCAACGCUGCGAUCGAUAGUCUUGGCUUGCGAUUCCUACCUGUAUGCAACAAGUACAUGCAUCUCUUCUUGGAUAAUGCCAAUACGGGCUACGCAGAGAUUCGGACGCAAAUAGCCCAGAACUUGCAUGCUAUCAUCGCGACUCUGUGGCGCCCGACAUACCCCUCGACCGAUGCAUUUCUCAGUGCUUGCGAACGAGAUGCAGAUCCUCUGCGUGUCAGAGAGGCGAGAUAUAUGGAUCGCAUCAUGGCAAUCACGCAACAGUUCCCUCAGUGGAGGUCAGAGAGGUUACCACCACCACGCGUGUCGCAAUCUCAAUAUGAUAAAGUGGGCUUAACGAUGCUUCAGUGGUUCUGGGAGUGUUCACACAACCCGCAAGCCGUCUUGGUGCUUCCAUACUUGGUCACAAUGCUACCUGAGGUCCUACGCAUGUCCGAGCUCAAUGACAACUCAGAACUGCAGAAAUACAGCUCCGCUGUUCUUUACGUGCUAUCCGCAGUAGAUCCCCCACAGGAAUAUGUCGGAGUCAUCGCGGAGAACUUCCUUCAAGCCAUCAAGUCGUCAUCGUCAUGGCGUAUCCGUUUGAAAGCGCUCCCUACGCUACUCGUCUUCUACUAUCGCAAUCUCAUGAGUAUACCUGGGGAUGUCACAACGAAGAUCAUGGAGGUUCUCCUUGACUGUCUGGCGGAUGAGAAUGUUGAAGUACGUGACAUGGCCUCGAAGAUGUUGUCGGGCGUCGUGCGGUGUUCUCAGCGUCACAGCAUUUUGUCCCUCAAGGACCAUUUCCUUGCAUCCGCCAGCAAAGCGAGGUUACCCAACCGACGAGAUCCUACGUAUGCGGAGUCGAUGCGGACGUUGCACUCGGCCAUUCUGGGGCUUUGUGCACUGGUUGACAGUUUCCCAUAUUCAGUGGAGCCUUGGAUGCCGCUUCUGACCGAUGUAUUGGCCCUGCAUGCGACAGACCCAGCGCCCAUCUCCACCACUAUCCGGAAGUGUGCCUCGGAGUUCAAGAAGACACAUCAGGAUACUUGGCACAAGGAUCAACUGGCAUUUGACGAAGAUCAGCUGCAGAACCUAUCUACUAUGCUGGUCGGGACCUCGUACUACGCGUAAUCGCUACAAUUCGCAAGAUGUCGCUGGCCUUUGGGAUAGACGUCGCCAACGUACUGUGCAAGCAUUGCUUGUUUUGACUGCAUUAUAUGAGUUACAAUAUCGAGCCAUGUAUUGGAGCGAGUCAAACGUCUCUUGUAUCCGCAUUUGUUGUAUGCCUAGAAUGCCUCCAGAUUGAUCUACUGCAUGCGAGGAUCCUCGUGGUGUACGGCAGGAACAUCUCACGAAUCUGCGCUGGUAAAUUUCAGCGAAAGCUUCUAUGUGACGAUACAGAAGAGAUGUGGAGACUCGGAGCUGCCUGCUUCUCGUCCAGACCAGCACGCACAGAAUGGCAAAAGUGACGCGGACGGUGGACUUCGGUCAGAACGUAUUU